AUGGGCCGUACGAAAGGGUCUGAGGCGGGUAAUUUAUCUGUUACUAAACGUGGCACAAAAGGUGGCAAAGACCGAGGAGUUACGGUAAGUGCAAAAAGUGGCUUUGAUGGACCAUUAAAUGCUCCUUGGCGUAAAACAGUUUCAAUAUUUAAACAGCCUGUUACUCUUGUACAUACUACUAGUCGUGAGACAAAGAAUCCUACAAACGAGCAGUUGCGACGUGUGUGUACAUCGAAUAAUGUAAAGAAUAAAGCUGAUAAGCCUAGACAGUUGUAUUGGGCGAAAUCACUGGGAAAUCUUUGUGCAAUGGCACCAAUUUGCACUGCUGAUCGUUUAACAAUAGAUAGCAAUGAACAUAUUGCUCAAAGAUUAGAUUUAGCUGGGAAAAUAGAGCCAGCCUUGGAAGUACUUGGUAUCGCUGGCUCGGCAGCGUCACUUUGUUCAGCACUGCAUGGAUUUUCAGCAUCAGUAAUUACAGGACAAACUGCAACCAAAAAGCAACUUGAUUCCAAUCCAUUAAUUAAUACAGAUGCUGAUCAGCCUUUUAUUCAGGCAAUAACAGUGAGUGAGCAGGAUAUCCAGCAGCAAGAGCGACGUGUUUUAGAUUUGCGCAAACGAUUACAAGAAGCACGUAAACACUUUCAGUUGUAA
Thelazia callipaeda (thelaziosis nematode) is the source of this 651-nucleotide messenger RNA. The record is from the annotation of a GenBank genome assembly. Lineage: Eukaryota; Metazoa; Nematoda; Chromadorea; Rhabditida; Thelaziidae.